Molecule: messenger RNA, 261 nt
Organism: Aspergillus lentulus
Lineage: Eukaryota; Fungi; Ascomycota; Eurotiomycetes; Eurotiales; Aspergillaceae
Source: RefSeq, a predicted model, not a curated record
AUGCAGCAAAUCCGUGUCCAUUUGCGGCAGGUUGACAAGGAGAUCCUUGACCUCAAUGAGCGAGAACUCAACGAAGUCCGAAGCUGGAUUGCAGGACCGGAGACUGAAACUGAGCAUAACAGCAUAUGUCAUGAUCGAAAGCAGUACCCCAGCAGCGGUGAUUGGAUUUUGGACGAGGCCAAGGUCAAGACUGGUUAUCUCCGUAUGGAUCAUCGGGCGUCCAGGGACAGGAAAAACCUUUCUGGCGUCAGUCUUGAUUGA